UUGCCGAGUGUUUAUUUUGUGUUUGAUGUUAUAUGCUAAGUUAAUGACGUUUUCUUCUUAGAUCCUUCUUGCUUUGCAUCUAAAUAAAAGUGAAAUUUCUUUACUGUUAUGAUCAAACUAAAAUCGUGGAAUAAAUAAUCGCAUUCGUAAAUUUGGCAUUUCAGUUAGUCAGUAUGCCACCUCGGAGUCGACUACAUUCGAAAGGUAAAAAAGAUGUUUCUAAGGAUGCAAAAUAUUCUGCAGAAGAAAAUGCAUCAGAUAUAAAAAUAGUCACAAAAGUAAAAUUGAAUACGCCGUGGGCACCGUCAGCAUACACAGCUUUUAAAGUUCUGUUGUCAGCUCGUUUAUGUGCUGCUGUUUGGAGUAAUAUCUCGGAUUGCGAUGAAGUCUUCAAUUAUUGGGAACCCAUGCAUUAUCUAUUAUAUGGAGAAGGGUUUCAAACAUGGGAAUAUUCUCCACUGUAUGCAAUUCGUUCGUAUGCAUAUUUGUGGUUGCAUGCGAUCCCUUGUUACUUAUAUGGAGCCCUUUUACAGUCUAAUAAGGUUUUGGUAUUCUAUUAUUUAAGAUGUCUGUUGGCCUUUGUGAGUGCCAUGUGUGAAGUCUAUUUUUAUCGGUCAGUAUGCCAACAUUUUGGACAAAAUGUUGGUCGUUUGAUGCUUGUUUUACUUACUGUUGGAUCAGGCAUGUUUGUAUCAUCUACAGCUUUCCUCCCAAGCACGUUUUCCAUGUAUUUUGCAACAAUUGCAUUUUCAGCUUGGUUAUUACAAAAAUAUGAGAUUGCUGUUUUUGCAACUGCUGUUAGUACAUUAGUGGGUUGGCCAUUUGCUGUUAUUUUAGGGUUACCGAUUGCGUAUGACAUAGUUAUACUGAAGAAGAAACCUGGAAUGUUUCUGAAGUCAUCUAUAUUUUCUUUAAUUCUGAUAAUGAUCCCUUUGAUACUUAUAGAUUCUAAGCAUUUUGGAAAGUUUGUGAUUGCACCAUUGAAUAUUGUGAUGUAUAAUGUGUUCACAUCCCAUGGACCUGAUUUAUAUGGAACUGAACCAUGCACAUUUUAUUUUUUGAAUGGGAUUUUGAACUUCAAUGUUGGAUUCGUCUGCGCUUUGUUAGCAGCUCCUAUUUUGAUUUUAAAUUUAUAUCUGGAAGGAAAUCAGAAAAAACAGAAGAAUCCAUCUGCAUUUUUAUACCUUGCACCAAUGUACUUAUGGAUGAUAAUUUUCUUCCCUUUAGCACAUAAGGAGGAAAGAUUCCUGUUUCCCAUAUAUCCCUUGAUUUGCUUUGCCGGAGCUUUUGCUGUUGACUGUUUACAGAAAAUAUAUCAUCAGUUGUUUCACAAGAAAAUUAUUGCCAGCUAUUUGGAGUUCACUAGCUGGAUUUCCAUAGCCUUUUGUGCCAUUUAUUGUUUACUUUCUUUAUCUCGUACUGUGGUUGUUUAUAAAGGCUACCGUGCACCAAUUGAAACAUUCAUGGAACUGAGUAGGCUAUCACUUGAUGAAACUUUGCAUCCACUUCCUCCAGAAUAUCCAGUAAAUGUAUGCAUAGGGAAAGAAUGGUAUAGAUUUCCAUCAAGUUUUUUCUUACCUGAAAAGUGGAACUUGAAAUUUUUACAAUCAGAAUUCAAAGGCCAGCUACCUAAACCAUUUUCUGAUUUACCAAAUGCAACUAAGAUCAUACCUUUAGAUAUGAAUGACCAAAAUCUGGAAGAGCGUUCAAGAUAUGUUGACAUCAGGUUAUGUGAUUAUAUAGUUGAUUCUGAUUACCCAAAUCAUUCUUCUUUGGAACCAAGAUACUCUAAAGACAGGAACUGGAACAUUACUUCUUCCAUACCUUUUCUUGAUUCUCAGAGGUCACACAGACUUUUGAGAUCAUUUUACGUACCUUAUUUUACUGACUAUUAUUGUGAAUACGUAGCCUACAAUUUAUUACAAAAAGUUUCCAUAAAAGAUCGACUUCUUCGAAAAAAGAGAAGAGCUAUGCCAAGGUGAAGAAAGAAAUAAUGCAACAUUAAGACUGGCUCUUAUAUGAUUGGCUGUUAUAUUUGAAAAACUGUUGUAAUAAUUUCUGUUUUCUUUUAAAUAUUCAUUAUGGAUGCUUGAAAAGCUGACUUUCUUUAAAUCUUUUCAUGGUGUUUGAAAGUAAUCUUAUGAUACUGUUCCCUUUUCAUUAUAAUUUUACAAUUUUGUUAUUUAAAAGUGUAUAUUUUGCCUUAUAAUUAGAAAAUCUUCCAUAUUUCCUAAUGACUUUAAUUAUCAUGUUUUAAUUUUAAAUUAAUAUUUUUUUUUAAUUUAAGGAUUUUAACUUUAUUACAAGUCACAUUUUUAGACUUUUCAUUUGAAUUGUGUGUUAAGUAAAUAUUAAAUAUUGCUUAUUCAUUCUGAAAAUUAUAAUUAGAAAUAUAUAAAAAAUUCUCUUCGAAUUUAAGAAGAGCCCUGUUUUUAGGACUUCUGUUUUUGCUACAUUGUAGUUAAAUGCAAAUCAAUGAUUGGUUGCGAUUAAUUUUUUUAAAAUAAUGAUAUCUUUUGUGUUCGAAAUUUGAAAUAAGAAAUAAAUAUCUCAUAUUAAGAUUUUAAAUUAAGUUUUGGAAGAUGUAAACCUAAGAGCAAAGAGAUUAACCCUUUUUGAUCAGAAAUACAUUGGGGUCUUUUGGUAUAAAUAUAAUACAUGUUUUUGUAUACAUUUUUUAAUAUUAUAAUAGUAAUACAUCAUCUAAAAUAAAAAGUAUGCAAAUUAUUUAUGAACAUUCUGAUUAGUAAAACUUUUUUUUUUUUACAUUUCAUACAUUCAAUGGGCUUAUCUGUAGAUGUUUUUGUUUGGAGUAUAUAAGGUUUCUUUCAGUUGGAAUUGUAUCACUAGAGCAAUUUUAUAGUUUGAGUAUAAAUAUAUAAGUGACAAAUAUUUGCAAAAUAGUUUUGCCUUUCAUAACACAAAUUUAAGUACAAAUUAAAAAAUACUGAAUUAAAACUGUUUCCCAUUCCCCCCUUUUUUUAAUCUUUGAUUGUGUUAGCAUUGACAUUUCUGCAUUAUUAUUUUCCUUUUUCCUCCUUAGUUUUAAAAAAUUAAAUGAUGUAUUAAUUUUGAAAUGUUAGUUGUUGAUUGAUUAGUUAGCUGUCCUUUUCUUUCUUAGUUGAUUGAUUGUCUGAUAUUUUUCUUUCUCUGAGCUCUGUGUAUGAACAAUAAUAAGCAAGUUUUAUAUGGUUCUUCAUUGAAUACUUAUAUUUUAAUGCAAUCACUUUAAUAGAAAUUUCCAAAUUUUCAGAAUAUGAUAAACUCUGGCAACUGUUAGGCUUACCAUAUUUUUUUUUUUUUUUUUUUUUUUUUUGUCUAACACAGGACAUAGUUUUGAAAUAACUUAAAAGUCUUAAACGUUUACUGUAACAUUAAACUUUAUUCAGUUGUAUUUUUCUGAAUUCUUAUCUUUCUAUAUUAUUCUGAAUUAAUUUUAACAUUUAGCAGAUGUUUAACAAUAAAUAUUUAAAGUCUGCCUUUUUCUGCAAGCCAAAUGUUCCCCAAAGUGGCAAAAUUUAUCUCAACUGAAACAGAUUUACCAUGCAAAGACACCACAAACUUAACCAUUUUAGAAAUAUUAUAACAUAUGAAACAUCAGUCUUUUAAAAUACCUUAAAAAUUGCUUUUCACUUCUCUUCAAUAGUAUCUGGUACUUUAUCAAAACUGGUUCUCCACAAGUCUUAAGUAUUGGAUACUAGAAUUAUAAAAAUUGCCUACAUUUGAGAAGAAUUUUUGUUCAUGUAAUAUUAUUGUUUUCUUUUAGAGUGCUAGCAAUACUUUGACAGAAAAUGGUAUAAAUGUGUGGGUUUUCUUACUGAACUUGACAAAUUAAUUCAGAAUGUGUCUGAAAUGCCUCUGUUGUGAUAGAAUUAGCUUCCAAUUCCAGAACUGCAUUGUGAAACAAAUGUAGAGUACCAUAUGAAAAUUUCAAAAACAGUUCACUUUCUAGAUUUAAAAUAAAUAAAUAAAUAAAUAAUAGUUUUGGGUGUAUGUCAAAAGGUAAGAAGUAUGAUUUUAGGCCAUCAAAAAAUGGAAAGGAUUCUUUCUAUUGCAAAUAACAAACUAAGGUACCUUGUGCUUCUUAGGAGAUAGUAUUUUUUUUUUUUUUUUUAAUCUUAAAGUUUCAAUGCUCAUGCUAUAUGUAUGUGAAAAUAUUUAUAAUUUUUUAUAACAGUAACUUCUGUGUACAGGGGUAGAGAAUCGCAUGCUGUUUGUACUGAAUUAAGUGCAAUCAAGCUAAGCAACCAGUUCCUAAAUUAGUCUAUCAAAAUCACUUUGAACUUUUCUUGAAUACUUUUCAUUCUUCUUUCUCUUCACACCACCAAAAUUACUCUUAAUGUUUUCAGCAGUAUAACAAACGAAUGUUUCUUCAAGUUUGUAUUUUUUCAUACUGUGCAAAAGAUACCGAGUCCAAAUUUGAGCAGUUUCUCCUGACACUUCAUAAAAUUUAAAAGUUUAACAUGAAUUUCCUUCUUCAGAUUGAAAUAUCUUACAACAGUUGGAACAAAUUUUACUUCACUUCUCUUUGAGCUAUCCAUUGCUACUGUUACAUAUUAAUGUUUUUUUUUUUCUAAAGAACACAACACAUUAUCAAAUAUAAAUGGUGUAAUAAAGUUAACAAUAAUUGCCCCGAUUUUGGUUCUAGCAAAUGAAAAUUUUGGGUCAUAUAACUUUUUAACCAGUUUAGGCAUGCAGUUUGGUGUUUUCAAACUGAGUUCAUGUCUAGCAGUAUGAUACAAAAAUGUAGCUUCUUUAGCAGCAUGCACCAGACCACUGUUAUUUUUCCCAUCUUUGGUGUAUGUUUGUUCAAGCAAUAGCAUUAAUAGCAAUUCUAUGUUUAGCUGUUUUCAUGUGGUCUUCAGUGUCACCCUUUCUUUUAUGUGAACAGAAAAUUCUGCAGUACAAAAUGUGCAAUAAACACAUUCAUUAUUAUUGUCAAUAUAGAAUUCUAAAAAUUUGUAGUCUCGUUAUAGGUUACCAUUAAACACACAUUUUCGUUUGCCUGCUGCUAAAUGACGAGACAAAAAAUGAAUAGAGAUAAAAGGAUCAAAACCAUGUAGAUAAGUUUAAAAUGCAGGAUCAUAGUAGUGUUUCAUCUAUUUUACAUGAAUUAUGUUUCCAAACUGUUAAAUUGUGAAUUUUCUUGUAGUAAGUAGAUUCUCAUGAUUUUACGUCAGAUUUUAUUUAUUAGAAUUAUUUUUUUUUUUUUUUUGUUUAGUUUUAAAAUUUCAAAAGCAGGCUUUAUUUAUUUAUAUCAUGGUGAACCUUAAUAUUGCUUUCAUAGAUGACAGUUUAUUAAAAGCACAUUAAAAGGACCAUUUACUAAUGAAAAAUGUAUUUAGUAUUCAUUAUAUGCUAUUUUAGUGUCAUAUAAAUAAUUGUGGCGUAUUGUGGAAAGGCCUGUUUAUUGUCAAUGCUGAUGCUUUUGUUUGUUGUCUAGCAUAUUAAGCUCAGUGUGAUGUUAUUGGUGUUUUUUGGAAGUAGAAUUCAUUGUUUCAAAAGAAAUUUGUCUGUUGAAGAAAUCUGCUGUGGCACAUUGAGAAAAAUUUUCAUUUGAAUAAUUUUCUAAUAAUAGUGAAUUUAUUAAAUUUAAAUAAAUAAAAUCUUUUAUGACGGAAUUUCUUAGAAAUGUUUUUCAAAAAUGUAGUUUUGAGUAUUAAACACAGCAACAAAUUUUUUAUAUCUGUUAAACAACAAAUUUAAAUAAUAAAUAAUUAAUAGCUGUGCAAUUCUGAAAUUAAAAGUGAUGAAUUAAUUGUAGAGUAUUGCAGAAACGUACUAUAAAGGAUGUAAGCAAUCUAGUCAAAACAUUUACAGUAUUAAAACCAAAAGACAUAGUUACAGUAUAUCAGAAAAUGGUUAUUUUUUAUAUAAGUAUUAAAGUUUUAAAUAGGAAGAAUUAGUAAUACUGUUUUUUAUUCUGAUCUAGCUUAUAGUGCUUUCCAAAUUUUGUAACACACAUAUUGAUCCUUUUCUCUUAUUAUUUGUAGCCUGCAUGUACAGAUGUGUAAGUUUUUUUUUAAUAGAUUGUAAUCAUUUAUGUAAUAAAAAUUUCAAGAAUCAUUUA
Stegodyphus dumicola is the source of this 6070-nucleotide messenger RNA. It is a transcript of the gene Alg9, whose product is annotated as alpha-1,2-mannosyltransferase Alg9. Lineage: Eukaryota; Metazoa; Arthropoda; Arachnida; Araneae; Eresidae. Gene Ontology annotation, molecular function: alpha-1,2-mannosyltransferase activity. The record is from RefSeq and is a predicted model, not a curated record. Gene Ontology annotation, biological process: protein N-linked glycosylation. Gene Ontology annotation, cellular component: endoplasmic reticulum membrane.